Molecule: messenger RNA, 2079 nt
Organism: Chenopodium quinoa (quinoa)
Lineage: Eukaryota; Viridiplantae; Streptophyta; Magnoliopsida; Caryophyllales; Amaranthaceae
Product: zinc finger MYM-type protein 1-like
Exons: 3
Coding region: 1-2079 (692 amino acids)
Molecular function (GO): protein dimerization activity
Source: RefSeq, a predicted model, not a curated record
AUGGACAAAUUUAUAAUAAGGAAAAAGGAUAGAGCGGAUGAAGGUACAAGUGGGAGUACCCCAAAAUCGUCUAAACCCGUUCCUAAUUGUGAUGAGCAAGUUGAUUUAGAAAAUCUUCCAAUUGAUCCGGCAGAAAGAACACGAAUUUCAGACUAUCCUUCUAAAUUCCAAGAGGCGGAUAGGUUAGAUUUUCAUGUUGGUGAUAUUGAAAGCUCACACAGUAAAGCUGUUGAAAAAUAUUUAAAUCUGAAAAAUGUCCAUGCUUCCAUUGAAACAAUAUUCAAUCCAUUGCAAACACCUCAAAUGAAAAAUGAUUAUAAGACUCGUUUAAAUACAUCUAUUGUAUGUGUUAGAUAUUUGUUGCGGAUGGGAUUGGCAUUUCGUGGUCAUGAUGAAUCUGAUGAGUCAAGUAAUCGGGGAAAUUUCAUUGAACUUGUAAAAGUUGCUGCUGUUUUGAAUGGUGAAAUUGAUAAAGUUGUGUUAAACAAUGCUCCCAAAAAUCUACAAAUGACUGCUCCUAGUAUUCAAAAAGAUAUUGUGCAUGCAUGUGCUAAGGAAACAACUAAAGCUAUUAUUGAAGAACUUGGAGGUGAUUUGUUUGGCAUACUAGUUGAUGAAUCUAGUGAUGUUUCUGUCAAAGAGCAAUUGGUUGUUGUGUUGCGUUUUGUUAAUAAGUCGGGUUUGGUUGUGGAACGCUUUCUUGGACUUAUGCAUGUUCCUAAUACUUGUGCCAUAUCUCUCAAAUCUGCCAUUGAAUCUUUAUUGUUGGAAAAUGGGUUAAGUAUGACAAGUGUACGAGGACAAGAUUAUGAUGGGGCAAGUAAUAUGCGUGGUGAAUUUGGUGGACUUAAAACAUUGGUUUUGAAUGAAAAUAGGUCAGCUUAUUAUGUUCAUUGUUUUUCCCAUCAGUUACAAUUAACACUUGUAGGAACUUCUAAGAAUCAUGUUGAUGUAAUUUGGUUCUUUGAUGUCGUUUCUGAUAUACUCAAUGUUGUUGGAUCUUCUUGUAAGAAACAAGAUAUUCUUCGAGAAAAACGUGCCAUGAGAGUUGCAGAGCAAAUAAAUAAUGGUGAGAUUGAAACUGGAAAGGGGUUAAACCAAGAACUUGGUCUAAAAAGACUGGGGGAAACAAGGUGGGGAUCUCAUUAUAAAUCAUUGUUGAAUUUGAUUGAGUUGUACCCAUAUGUGAUUGAUGUAUUGGAUUUCAUUUAUAGUGAUGCUUCUUUUUCGGGACAUAGAAAGAAUGCACGUGGUCUUAUGGUUUCAUUACACUCAUUUGAUUUUGCAUUCAUACUGCACCUCAUGUUUGAUAUUUUGGGUAUCACAAAUGAGUUAUCAUUAGCAUUGCAAACGGAGGAUCAAGAUAUUAUCAAUGCAAUGGAUUUGGUCGGAGCAUCCAAGCAACGCCACCAAUUGAUGAGAGAUGAUGAGUUUGAGGAUUUGUUAGAAAAGGUAAAUCAGUUUUGUUAUGGUCAUGAUAUUGAUGUUCCUAACAUGAAUGAUUUUUAUAUGACUCCAGGAAGACCAAAGAGAAAUGCUCCAAAAAUCACUUAUGAACAUCACUAUCGUGUAGAGGUGUUUUAUGCUACUAUUGAUUUACAACUUCAAGAGCUUAACAAUCGUUUCAAUGAAAUCAAUACGGAGUUGCUCCGUUGUGUGGCUUGCUUGUGUCCUAAGAACUCAUUCCAUAAUUUUGAUGUGGUGAAAUUGGUAAGAAUGGCAGAACUAUAUCCCUAUGAUUUUGAUUCAAAUGAUAUUAGGGGAAUUUCUUCUGAGUUGAGAAACUUUAUCAUUGAUGUGCGACAACGUGAUGAGUUUCAAGGGAAAUAUGUGAUAUAUCCAUCGGUAAAUAUUCUCAUAAAGCUAGCAUUGCUUUUACCAGUUGCGACUGCAAGUGUGGAAAGAGCCUUUUCUGCCAUGAAAUAUGUGAAGUCCGAAUUGCGUAAUAAGAUGGGUGAUCACUUUUUGAAUGAUUGUUUGGUGGCAUACAUUGAAAGGGAUAUUUGUGAGACUAUUUCCAAUGAAACUGUUAUGUACCACUUUCAAAAUAUGAAACCUCGUCGAGGGCAACUACCUUAG